GUUCGAUGGUCACGGCACCCCUCUUCUAAUUCCGAAACACUUGACUAAAUUCGUAAUCACACCAAUACCUAGGACUUGCCUUAAAACAAACGCUAAACUGCUCUACUGAAAACUAAUGAGGUAGGGCGCAGCAGUCUGUGUACCUGUUCACGGCAACUGGUUCCCAGUGUAGAGCUUAUAUCGCCUCUUUUAAAACUCGGUAUCUUUCAGCCCUGUAGCGAACCCUGUUUUGAUGCUAUUUUGAGCUUGGCAUUCCCUCCUUACGCUCCUUGAACCUGUUAUUAUAAGAUUCUGAGAACAACAGCUAAGGCCAUAUAUAUUGUGUACAUUUCAGAGUUUACACAAACCACGAUCACUUUAUAUCUGAAUUUUGAGACGCACCUUUAGAUCUGUUCGACAGACUCGCUUUCUCUGCUCAGACAACCCCGCAUUCCUGUAGCCAGUGUCAAAACUGCCCUUCAAAAUCUCAAACUAUGGCGGAGUGGACGAAAAACAUCACAGCCCGCUUGGGUGACAUGGACUUCAGCUCCAAGGCAAAGCCUAAGAAGUCAGACGACGAUAACGAGCAAGGAGAAGAAACAACCUCGGCAAGUGUCGCAGGUGGUGGACAUUCAGCUCGUCAGUCCGGCAUCACGAAGAAUCAACUCACUGCGAGCCCUGCCUUACGGUCGUUUCUUGUGGCUCAAAAUAUGCUUUCAAAAGAGGAUGCCGGCGUGGAUGGCUCUGACCAACCCACUGGGGCGCUCAAGGACCUCCUGGAGAAGCCCCAUAUUGAUGUCCCAGCUGCUCUCACAGACAGGUCACAUCCGCUACCUGAAUACUUCAUCAGCUCAAGUCAUAACACCUACUUGAUGGCUCACCAACUUUUUGGUAGUUCGUCGGCUGAGGCAUAUGAAGUUGCGCUGCAUGCUGGCUCUCGCUGUGUUGAGAUUGAUGCCUGGGAUGGCGAUGACAAUCCGGAUGAGCCUAAAGUUACCCACGGAUACACUCUUGUCUCCAAUAUCAGCUUUCGCUCCGUGUGUGAGACCAUUAGAGACGUCCACGACAAGGAAUCUGCUGAGGCCGUUGACGAACAAGGCUACCGAGCUGCUCCAAUUCUCAUUUCUCUCGAGAAUCACUGCGGUGCUCAUGGCCAGCUACGUCUCGUGCAAAUAAUGACCGAAGUCUGGGGUGACCGUCUUUUGAGUAAAGCAAUCAGAGAUGAAGGUCAUGAUGAACAGAACGGUGGUCAACAUGUCCGCCUGGAAGAGCUAGGAUCCAAGAUCGUCGUCAUCGUUGAGCACCACAUACCCGGAGAGGUCGAGGACGACGACGACGACGACUCAAGCUCAUCAGACGAAGACGAGGCAGAGAAACAAGAGAAGCAAGCCUACAAGGAUAAGAAAAAGGCUGCACCAGCAACAAUCAUCAUCCCCGAACUCGCCGAGCUCGGCGUAUACGCUCAAUCCGUCAAACCGAGCGACAACUCCUGGUAUGCCUCCGGAACCCUCACCAAUGGCCCCCAUCACCACCUCAUCAACGUCUCCGAAUCCGGUCUCUCCACACACAUGGCAGUCCCCGAAGCCAGCCCCAAAAUCGGCUCCCACAAUGCCCACCACCUCAUGCGUGUCUUCCCAAAGGGAACCCGCAUCUCUUCCAAAAACCUCCAGCCCAUCCCCUUCUGGGGUAUCGGGGCCCAAAUCUGCGCUCUGAACUGGCAGACUUUCGGCGCAGGAAUGCAAGUCAACGAAGCGCUAUUCAGCGGCUCGGACGGCUAUGUCCUCAAACCACCUGCCCUCCGCCACGGCGGAACCGGCAAGCUCAGUACAGGCCGCAUGAAGAAACUCAGUCUCCACGUCGCCGGCGCAUCGCAACUUCCUCUCCCGGAAGGCAGAGAAGCAGACGAGAUCAAACCAUAUGUAACAUGUAUGCUCAUGCACCCCGACAACAUCAAAAGCUCUCCACCGAAGCGGAAAACUGCGCCAUACAAGAAGCAUAAGCUGGGGUUUCUGCACAAAGGCGAGAAUAGUCCGACUACAGACCCCGUGUGGGAUGAGACGCUGGAGUGGGAGUAUGAGGAGAAUGAGAUGGUGUUCUUGCGGAUCCUGAUUAAGAGCGAUGAUAGUUUUGCGACGAAUCCUGUUUUUGCUGUUGCGGCUGUGAGGUUGCUUUAUGCGGUGCAAGAUUGGAGGUUCAUUCGGAUGUUGGAUUUGAAGGGGAGGGAGACAAAGUGUUCUUUGCUGGUAAAGUUUUCUAUUACGGAUGCUUAG
Messenger RNA from Cadophora gregata, 2249 nucleotides. RefSeq lists its product as uncharacterized. Lineage: Eukaryota; Fungi; Ascomycota; Leotiomycetes; Helotiales; Ploettnerulaceae. The record is from RefSeq and is a predicted model, not a curated record. Gene Ontology annotation, biological process: lipid metabolic process; phosphatidylinositol-mediated signaling. Gene Ontology annotation, molecular function: phosphatidylinositol-4,5-bisphosphate phospholipase C activity. The transcript has 2 exons. Bases 474 to 2249 code for a protein of 591 amino acids.